This is a messenger RNA of Linum trigynum, 2381 nucleotides long. NCBI's taxonomy places the organism in Eukaryota, Viridiplantae, Streptophyta, Magnoliopsida, Malpighiales, Linaceae. The record is from the annotation of a GenBank genome assembly.
CAAGUCCGUGGGCCGGGCCGGGUCUUACCGCAAGUCCAGGGGCCAGGCCGGGCCUUAAUUUGUUUCGUUAGGGUUUUCAUUUGUUUUUGACAUGUUAUAUUUAUUUGGAGUCAAGUAAAUUGUAAUGUUCUCCUCCUUUUUUGACAAAAUCAAAAGCCGGAGAGAUUUCUUCCCGAGGUAGUCUUUGUCUCUUUGAUUACUUUUUGUUGGUUUCAAUUCGUUUUUUGUUUUCCCGAUCCAUUGACGAUAACCCUUGAUCCGUGUCUCCCCUUUGUGUCCUUGAGGUUGAUUCAUUCAUGGCUACCGCUACCGCUACGGCGACGGAGGAGUUGCCUCUGGAAACCCUCUCUCUGGAAGAAAAUCAGCAGCGCAGGCCAAGGAAGGAUUCUGAUUCGCGGAAGAUGGAAGUGCAGGCCUGGAUGCGUGAUGAGAGAGAGUCUUUGCAUCUAGAUGAGUAUAUGUUCACCGACCGUAAUGAGUUGGAUGGUGAGGCCAAGAAGCUUCGCCAGCUUAGAAAUGAGGUGUUGAAGAUGCUGUCUGAAGAAACUGAAGAUAUGGACUCCGAGAGCCGCAAAAGUUAAUCUGCUCACAAGGUAUUUUGUGAGUAGAUACUCACAAGGCCUAGAUUUGUCCAUGUUGGCCCAGUUCUAAUCCAAGGGUUGAGGGAUCAGCCCAGCCAUGACUCAUUUAAGUGAGCUAUUUGUUGGCUUUUUUGCACAAGUCAGCCCAGCCGACUGAGCUGAACAAGGUGGCUUGGGGCCACAUUUGAUUUGGGCAGGAUUGAGAGAGGGAGCCGCUGAGAUAACUCGUAUCCAGCCGAGACAAAUAAGUAUCCAAAAGUGCACGAACUAAUAUCCGUGUGAGUAGACAAAAGAGAGAGAAAAACAUGGCCCACCAUCUGCUAUUUUUGUUGUUUUUGAUGAAUUUUCACAUGAGAGAGAUGUUGCUUUUGAUGAAUUUGCAUGAACUAAUAUUAUAUGCGAUGGAUAUGAGUUUGUGAAUUAAUUGCGUCUUCCAUCAAAACUAAACACACUAUCAAGUCCUCACACAUAAGGCUUGCAACCUUAGUUAGGGCUGCCCGCCGAAGGCCAAUGAAUCAAUAAUAGUAGGAGUGUGUGUCUUCCAGACCCUGAUAUUAGUCUGUUUGUGAUUUCAUAUAUUGGUUUAUGUGGUUGGAUAUUAGUUAGGUUGACAAGGAUAUUUGUUCGUUUAAGGGUGGAUAUUAUUUCUACUGUGGAUGGAUGUUGGUCUGGAAGCCAUGGAUAUUUGUUCGAUAAAAACAGAUAUUUGUUUUGGGGUGAAUUGGUGUUUGUAUGGGCGGUAUGGGUGUUUGUUUUAUGAACUUAUAUUAUAUGCGAUGGAUAUUAGUUUGUAAUUAUUCACAUGUGAACCUUAUGGUCACUAUUUCCAUGUGAGCCUUGUCCUAACUAUUCAAAUAUCAUCUUUAUUUAUUUAAGCAUCCACCCUAACAUACUGGUUUCCCAAUAUACCCACAUAUUAAUCCGUUUGUGAUUUCGGAUAUUAAUUUAUGUGGUUGGAUAUUAGUGAGGGUGUCAAUGAUAUUUGUUCGCAUAAGGAUGGAUAUUAUAUCUUGGGUGGAUGAAUGUUAGUCCGGGCGCCACUGAUAUUUGUUCGAUAAAGGACAUAUAUUUGUUUUGGGGUGAAUGGGUAUUUGUUCGAUAAAGGAUGGAUAUUAGUUUUGCCUGUUAUGUAACAUAAUAUUAGUUUUGCGUGAUUUUAGUUUUGCGUGAUUAGAUGUUUUGUUUCCUUCAUUUGGAUAUUAGUCUGCAUGGUUGUUCCUAUUAGACCUUCUGAUUAAUAAUAUUCGUGCUUGUCUAAAAGAGUAUCCAUCCUCCUUUUACAUCACAAAGCUAAUGUUUAUUUUUCACCAAAAUAAUUUCAAAACCCCCCAACUAAUUACAACUACAUUGAGUUGACCUACUUAGGAGUUAGAUUUUAGGUUGGUGAUUUAUAACACAAUGUAUGGUGGUUCGAUAUUUUGUCUGUGUAGUCGGAUAUUAGUUUGCGACGAUCAGAUAUCAGUUUGUGUAUUGUGGAUAUUUGACUGUGAUGGCGAGAUACUACAUUUUCAAUGACUGGAUAUUGGUUUGAGAUGGUGAGAUAUUAGUUUCGAUAGUGUGGAUAUUUUUUAGAGUUGGCGAGAUAUUACAUUUUUCAAUGACUGGAUAUUGGUUUGAGACGGUGAGAUAUUAGUUUGGAUGGUGUGGAUAUUUUUUAGGGUUUAGAGUGAGGGUUGUUUUGGUUUAGGGUUUAGAAGAUGAUGUUGUGGAAAUGGAUAUGAACACAAUGUAGGGUGAUUCGAUAUCUGUCUGUGGUGAUAGGAUAUUAUUAUGUGAUGUGAAGAAAUUAGUUUGCGAUGU